GCCGCCCCUUUAAAACACAAGCCUGCAUUAUCUUCAAAAGUUCCUGCUGCAUCCAAAAUAUUACUUUUGCUUGUGCCUCUAUACCCAGCGCCCCUCAACGCUAUGUCUAGCCUGUCAACAUCACGUGACAUCCUAAUGUGUACAGAUGACUACUAUAUAUAUUGCGUUGUAAGGGCAAGUCGUCAUCACGAGUGAUAAAGACUUCGCUAGAACAGGUGGUAGAUUGUACCAUAUUAAGCAUGUUAUUUUGAAUGCGGUUCUCCAUUUGCAAUGAUUUGGAGUCUUUUAAGAGCCGUGACACAGCCCCUUAAACCUGACCGGAAGUUAUGACACAACCUCUAUAACCAGACCGGAAGUGAUGUCAAGUGUCGGAGCUAUUGCCACCCUGUGCCUAGCCCUAACCCUUGCGUCGGAAUCAGGUGUUGCGCAGACCAGGAAGGAUAUCUAUUUCGGCGCGUUUUUCGGAGUUGACAUGGACAAGGUCUCAGCUUGGAGUUCGGAGUCACUUAUACCAGCUGCUGAGAUGGCGCUUGAAGAUGUUAACAAUGACAGCUCGAUACUUAGAGACUACAGACUUCUCUACCACUGGGGAGACUCGAAGUGUGAUAGCGGCGCGGCGAUCAGGGCUUUGCUCAAGCAACAAGAGUCCCCUCCACACAAGGUCGCAUUCCUAGGUCCCGGAUGUUCCUCUGCUUCGACGUCUUUAUCGGAGGCAUUGAAUUACUGGGAGGCCAUCCAGAUUGGUUUUAGCAUGUCAUCCCCGUUGUUCUCGGACAAAGAGAAGUUUCCGCGUCUUUUUCGCACAGCUACAUCUGAGCUGAUGGAGAACCCCGCCCGUGUCGCCAUCCUCAGGCACUUUGGAUGGCGUAAAGUCGCCAUACUGGUGGAGAACCUUAGUAUAUUCGUCAUGACAAAAGAAAAUCUAAUUGAAGAGGCUGAAAAGUACAACAUCACUGUCAUUGCCUCAGAAAGUUUUAAUAGCGACCCUACAAACUCUCUUAAAUACUUGCAGGAAAAGGAUGCACGUAUCAUCAUUGGCCUCAUGUACGAAGAUAAGUUCAGAAAAGCAAUGUGUUCAGCAUAUAGGCGCGGUUACUAUGGCUGGAGGUACGUGUGGAUGAUCGUCGGGUGGUAUUCUCAUUGGUGGACUGUCAAUGACGUCACCUGUACAUCGGAAGAGCUUUUGCUUGCGGCAAGCAAUGUAAUACAGACUAUCCCCCUUCCCCUCAGUCAGAACUCGGCACCCACGAUAUCAAAAUGGGUACCCUCUGCCUUAAACCAGCGUUAUUCCGCGGCAAUCACACAGAAGAAUCUAACUUACAACAUGUAUGCCGCGUUCACAUACGAUGCUGUAUGGACACUCGCUCUCAUGCUGAAUGCCUCGAUUCCACUCCUGCGCGCGCAUAAUAAGUCACUAGAAACGCUGACAUAUCAUGACCACAUUGGAGCGAAGAUAUUCACCGAUAUUUUGCAGAAAACUGAUUUCCACGGCAUGUCGGGUCGAGUGACGUUUGACUUUAACGGUGAUCGAGAAACACAGGUUCAAAUAGCGCAAGUCAAAGGAACUGCUCGACGAGUUGUUGGUAUAUUUGACGUUCGUGAAUCGUCUCUCAACAUCACGCCUGGAGGAUUUCAAUGGGCGAGUAACCAUCCUCCUUAUGACGGCGUGACCAAGAUUCGUUCGGAAUUCUCGACCGACGGGCUGGACUGCGUAAUGUUCGUAGUCCUUGUGAUAGCAGGACUUUUGUUCUGCGCGUUUUGUUUGCUGUUCAACUACUACAACAGAACCAACAGAUACAUCAAGAUAUCUUCCCCUCGUUUUAAUAACGUGACCGUGAUUGGCUGCUGCGUGUGGUAUAUCGACGUCCUUCUUAGCACGUGUAGUACAUACACCUCAAUAAAAGAGCACCGAUUAUACUGUAUAGCUCGUAGCUGGCUCCUACCAACAGGCUUCACGCUGGCGUUCGGGGCGAUGUUCGCUAAGACCUAUAGAGUGUACAGAAUAUUCACCAACAAUGAGCUGAAGAAGGAACUUGGACCAAUAAGCAACCGAUGCCUUGCGUUACGCUUGUUCGUGUACUGGAUGGGUAACGCAAUACUCCUGGUUGCCUGGCAACUGAUUGACCCUCUGUACAGCAUUGAGGUCCUUGCUCAGGAGAAGGAAAGCAGCUCAAACAACCACGAUACCAUUCACCUUAUUUACAGUCACGAGUGCCACUCAACGUACUACCAACGCUGGGUCAUCUCGCUGCUCACUUACCAGGGUGCCCUGCUGGUCUUCGGGAUGUUCCUCUCUUUUGAAACCCGUCACGUGCACAUAGAAGGACUUAACGAUUCCCGGAGCAUUGGGAUAGCUGUGUAUAACGUGUUCAUGUUCUCAUCUCUUGCGGUGUGCAUUGAGUAUUUCGUCACGGAUAAGCAGCGGCGCCUACUGUUUGGAAGGUUGAUCAUCUUUGGUUGUACUACAUUCACUAUUGCGUUACUCUUCUUACCUAAGAUUAUUUAUCUCAGGAAAAACCGUCGAGUGAGCAACGACUUCACAACAAACGAUAAAAACUCGUCGUCGAGUAGCAAGAGCAACACGAGCGGGAAAAGAUCUAUUCUUGUCGGUCCGAUGCAAUCAAAAGAGUGAUACAACAGAGAUAAUGCUCUGAUAAGUAAGCCGACAAGACUAUUCUUGUCGGUACGAUACACAAUCAAGAGUGAUAUCAGAGAGAAGAUUCGCUUCGAGUUCUUGUCGGUACAAUUCAAUUAAAAGAUGAUGUUACAGAGAUAAUUCUCUGAUAGCAUCACGAGCUGUGAACUAGGAACUGGGGACUUUUCCUGUCGGUCCGAUACAAAUAAAAGUAUAUAGUCAGAAAGAUUAUCCGAUCCAAAUUUUGUUUUGCGUUAUCCCUACAAUACAAACAAAAUAAUGAUAAAAUGUUGAUCCCAUUUGAAAAAAACCCUUUAAGAUCACUGGCCCAUGUGAAAGUCACUUUAAACCACUGUGAAAUCAUUGUAAACCGCUGUGAAAUCAUUGUGAACCACUGUGAACUGCUGUGAAAAUUACUGUAAACUUAUGUAAAAUCAUUGUAAACCCGUAAAAAUCAGUUUGAACCCCUGUAAAAAUCAUUUUGAGCCCUGUGAAAAUUACUGUGGACCCCUUUGAAAUUCACCGUUAACCACUUAGGAUGAUUGAGCCCCAGUAAAAAUCACUGUUGACAUCAUUGUGAAAAUUAUGGCCGCUGUGAAAUCAUUGUGAAAAGUUGGGACUGUUAAUCCUCCUUCUAGGAUAACGACAUCAAGAAUCUCUGGCAGCGAAAUACAAAGUGUGCAGGAAAGGCUAUUGUGAUAAUUUAUUGAAUUUGGUGAACGAUGUAUAGGGCUUUGAUUUAGAUGGUCAUAUCGAGAUUUCUUUACAUUAUGUUCAUCCGAUAAUCGAAUAUUAUAAGCAUAAAUAAAAAUAAACAACAGUUAAGAAA
Molecule: messenger RNA, 3464 nt
Organism: Nematostella vectensis (starlet sea anemone)
Lineage: Eukaryota; Metazoa; Cnidaria; Anthozoa; Actiniaria; Edwardsiidae
Product: gamma-aminobutyric acid type B receptor subunit 1
Exons: 15
Coding region: 359-2632 (757 amino acids)
Biological process (GO): G protein-coupled receptor signaling pathway; gamma-aminobutyric acid signaling pathway
Cellular component (GO): membrane; G protein-coupled receptor heterodimeric complex
Molecular function (GO): G protein-coupled GABA receptor activity
Source: RefSeq, a predicted model, not a curated record